CUGACCAACAUCCCCAAUCCCGAACCCCGAACCGCUCGCGCAGGAGCUCCCGAUGCCGGCGCUGUCUCCCACGAUGACCCAGGGCAACAUCGCGCGAUGGAAGGUCAAGGAGGGCGACGAGAUCCGCGCCGGCGACUCCGUCGCGGAGAUCGAGACGGACAAGGCGACCAUGGAGUUCGAAUCCCAGGAGGAUGGUUUCCUCGCGAAGAUCGUCGUGGGGGACGGGGCGCAGAACGUGCCGGUGGGCGCGAUCGUGGCGGUGAUGGUGGAGGACAAGGAGCACGUGAGCGCGUUCGCGGGCUACGUUCCCCCCGCCGCCGCGGCAGCCGGUUCGACCCCCGCGCCGCCCGCUCCGGCCGGGAAGGCGUCGUCCCCGUCGUCCCCAUCCUCGUUUGAAACCGGCGGGCGAAUGUGGCCGUCCGUUCGAAGGUUACUCGCGGAGUCCGGCAUCGACCCGAGCACCAUCACCCCGACGGGCCCGCGGGGUAUGCUGGUCAAGGGGGACGUCCUCGCAGCCAUGGGACUGUGCGCGGCGCCCGUACCUUCCCCGUCCGCGGCGGCGGCGGCGGCUGAGAAGCCUUCGACGACGAAAGCGAAUGCGUCGCCGCCCGCGCCGCCUUCUCCGGCGCCGACGCCCGAGGACGACUUCGAAAACUGGGAGGACCUGCCGGUCACCUCGAUCCGAAGGGUCAUCGCGUCCAGGCUGCUCGAGUCCAAGACGCGGACGCCGCACGAGUUCGUCACCGCCGAGGUUUCGUUGGCGUCGGUGGCCGGGCUCCGAGCCGCGCUCAAGGCAAAAGACGUGCGCGCCUCCGUGAACGACUGCGUCUUGUACGCGGCGGCCAGGGCCCUGCGUGCGUCGCCCAAGGUGAACGCCAAGUGGGACGACGCGUUGAGCGCCGGCGUGACGGACCCCGACGUGGACGUCGCCGUCGCCGUCGCCACCGACGGGGGGUUGAUCACCCCCAUCGUCAGGCGAGCGGAUACGAAGACGCUCUCGGAGAUUGGCGACGAGGUGAGGGAACUCGCGGGACGCGCGAGGAAGGGUGGACUGAAGCCGCACGAGUUCACCGGCGGUAGCUUCAGCGUCAGUAACCUGGGGAUGUUCCCGGUGGAUCAGUUCAGCGCGAUUCUGAACCCGCCGCAGGGCGCGAUAAUGGCGGUUGGCAGAGGGGUGGACAAGAUCAGAAUCGACGAGACCACCGGGGAGCUCUUCGACGAGCCCACCAUGUCGGUCACGGUGAGCGCGGACGCGAGGGUCGCGGACGCCGCUGACGUGGCGAGGUUCCUCGAAGCGUUCAGGGAGGUCAUCGAGCAACCCGCGGAGGCGUGGGCGACGGGCGCGUGACGAGUCGAAGAAAGUGAGCGUUAAGCGUUAGCGAUUUUUUUCAUAAUCGAAUGUACGAGCAGGUUGGUUUC
Molecule: messenger RNA, 1419 nt
Organism: Micromonas commoda
Lineage: Eukaryota; Viridiplantae; Chlorophyta; Mamiellophyceae; Mamiellales; Mamiellaceae
Product: dihydrolipoamide s-acetyltransferase of the pyruvate dehydrogenase
Exons: 1
Coding region: 74-1348 (424 amino acids)
Biological process (GO): pyruvate decarboxylation to acetyl-CoA
Cellular component (GO): pyruvate dehydrogenase complex; mitochondrion
Molecular function (GO): acyltransferase activity
Source: RefSeq, a predicted model, not a curated record